GGCUGGAAGUGGGUCAUCGUAUAUAAGCACAAGUUCAAGGCAAAUACGGUUUCAGAAAUUUCUCAUUGGUCGAACUGACAGCAGGUGCCUGCUGCAAGAAAAGUGUUAAGUUUUCAUCUCGAACGUAGUUAAGCACAUAAUUAAUAAACAGAAUGUCGUCUAAGAAAAUAAUCGGUUGGAGUCUAUUGUCGAUGUUGGUGUGUAAUUUUGUCCUGGUCCACGCGUAUCCGCAACAUCAGGCACUACAGGUAUCGUCGCAGUCCCACCAGCAGCAGCCCACAUACUACACAAAUCCGCAGCUCAACAGGAAGUUUGCCGAAAAACCCAACGCCAUCAAGAAGGUUGCACUGGACGAUAUCGAUGAUAUUCAGACAAACCAAAUCCAGGAUGGUGGCUUCUCGUGGUCCAACAUGCUCGGAGUCCUGAUGCAGAUGAUCUUCAAUGGCGCGGGCGGUGCCGUCAAUAAUGCUCCAACCAAAUCGGACGACAUUGACAACGGUGGAUUCGCCCAGUCCCCAUGGGCUAAUGUGAUCUCGGUGGGUCUCAAGAUCAUCACUGCCCUGCUGGGAGGUGGCGCCAAUGACGGUAUUGACAAAGUAGACAACGGAGGAUCACCCAUGCAGAACGUGCUCGCGGCUGUGUUCUCCGCAAUGUUCGGCUCAAAGGACCCUGAGCAAGUGAAUACCAUGGCCAAACAGGCCGGAGAGUUCAUCAAUAUCGUCGUAAACCUGCUGGAUGCUCUGAAAACCUCGUUUUCACACCGUUCCAUGUCGGCCAGAAAUCUCGGAAAGAAAGAUUCGAUUAGCGAUGCUGCCGUUGCUGGAAUCACCGUCCUGAAGACCUACGCCAAAUCGUACAGCAACACCGAGGACAAAUGUGUGCUGAAGUACAUCUGUGAAGCGAGCAACGAUUGCCAGAACGCCAUCGGUGGAUCCAGCAUCUUCUGUCAGCUUGGAAACUACGCAACAAGCUACGUCCUAGAAAGGCAAACGGCCAAAUCUUUCGAAACCCUGUACGAAGCCGGUCGUAAUGGCCGAUUAGGUUUGGACUGUCGACAGCUCUAUCUGGAAUGCAAUGAGGUCUAACUUUUUCGAGAAUCUAUAGCUAGAAACCACGCACAGCCGACACUACUAGGAACCCACAACUUAACGCAUGUGCCUUAGGCCAUAUUCAGGACAAAUCAAAUGGUAGUGUGCAUUUUACAAAAGAGACGCUGGGCAUAUCGGAGGAAUAUCGAAGUUUUGACACACUUUCAGCCUUGGUUCUAGAAUUGGCUUUCGCUUCGCUACAUAGCUUAGUAUCUAAUCUAUGGGUUGAUGUAAGCACAACGAAUGGUUCCUUCACAAAAAUCGAAAAUGCACAUUUUACUAUCUUUCAUCUUAUCUAAAACAUCUCCUCGAGGUGCACAGAAAUUUCCUAGUUGAGAAGUUAUUUUAGUUCCACUGCCGUUGGAUAACUUAAUGAGCGCAUUUAUUUCGUCAAUAUCUUUUUGCACCAAAGUUGUAAGUUCCACGAUGAUUUUUUUUUGGCAGAUCCCCCAACCACGUGGCCCAAUGACAUAUAGGUUAUUCUUUUGAGUGAUAGCACGGAUGAAAGUUUGAUUUUCUUAUUGAUUGGGGUCAUUCUAUGUUUCUUUCCACGGAAAUCAUCAAGAUGAUCGUUUAUUUAUUUAUUUAUUAUUAAUGUUAUUUAUUAAUUUAUUCAAACGUAUCGUAGCAUUUCCAGUGUUAGAUUUAGAAAUUUACUUUGAAGCGACUAAUAAAAGAGUGGAUCGAAAAUUUUAAA
Molecule: messenger RNA, 1785 nt
Organism: Uranotaenia lowii
Lineage: Eukaryota; Metazoa; Arthropoda; Insecta; Diptera; Culicidae
Exons: 5
Coding region: 153-1085 (310 amino acids)
Source: RefSeq, a predicted model, not a curated record